Molecule: messenger RNA, 1565 nt
Organism: Ixodes scapularis (black-legged tick)
Lineage: Eukaryota; Metazoa; Arthropoda; Arachnida; Ixodida; Ixodidae
Exons: 8
Coding region: 165-1367 (400 amino acids)
Cellular component (GO): membrane
Molecular function (GO): ligand-gated monoatomic ion channel activity
Source: RefSeq, a predicted model, not a curated record
UCGAGUAUGAUCGAAGCAUGCUUGUUUCACGUAUUUGCAUGCUCUGAACACGUCCGCAGCCAGUUUUCGUACGACCAAAAUGUGACAGGGCCAUCGGCUUCACCGUGGACGUACCAGCGGACCACACGUGGGGCGUGAGGCGACCCAACGGCACGUGGAGUGGGAUGAUGGGCAUGCUAGAGACCAACGAAUCCGAUCUGGCAUUAAGCUGCUUCCUGCCGACGUUCGAGAGACUCGAGGUGGCGCUACCGACGGUUCUCAUCGUUUCUGAGGAGAUGAGCAUCCUGGGAGGUCGACUCUCCGUGCAGAGUUCCAACAUAUUCGGCUACAUCAUGACCUUCGACUGGCAGGUUUGGACGGCCUUUUUGAUGGCACUCCUCCUGUUGUCCGGUUUGUCUACCGUCGUGGACAUCAUCAGACCAACCCCCGCUGGCAAAACCAAGUUGUCCCUGCUCAGUCUUUGGAAUGAACAGUUCUGGAAGUACUUUGAGAACAUGCUCACGGAAGCGUCUGCAGAAUCCCCCGGGGACACUCCCUCGCGCAUCUUGUCCGCCGUCUGGUGGAUGGCGGUGAUCGUCCUGAUGAACGCCUUCACCGGACACAUGCGGGCCUGUAUGAUGAUCAAGUCCCAGACGGACACCAUCGACUCCCUGGCCGAGCUGGUGACCAGGACACAGGUCAAGCCCUACGUUUGGGGAGGCACCGCCUAUGUCUUCAUGCUAAGGGACACGGGAACGCCCGAGUACCAGUCGAUAUGGAGAAGCGUCGAGCGUCAUCAGUCCAUGCUCCCUACCGAGAAGCUGUACAGCAGGGACGUCCUCAAUGAAGUGAUGGAGGGCAAGGCGGUCAUCGUCAGCGAUCGGAGUUCCCUCGUGUACAAGGUGUCCCUCGUGUGCAAGGACUUCCAAGAGGGCGAGUUCUACGUGAGCCGGGAGGCAGUGACCCAGCAUCCGUUCGUAUGGUUCUACAACAAGCUGCUUGCCAAAGACCUGCGAGACGCCAUCGAUCAUAAACUCGAGGCUCUGGUCGAAGGCGGCUUCACCCAGAGGUGGUGGGACCAGGGAGUGGGCACCUGGAGGGAGUGCGGAGGCUCCAGCGGCAAUCAGGAGGACGGUGAUGACGUCACGACGUCCCACACCUCGCUCCAGUUCCAAGACCUGCGCGCUGUCUUCGUGCUGUGGCUGUGCUCAGCCUGCAUCGCCACCGCCGUAUUCGUCCUCGAAGGCUUGCUGGGCGUAGUUUCGCGGAAAUCGGAGUGUUGCCGUGACGCCCGUAAACGGGGUAAAUCGAAGAAGGGGCGCUUAGAAUCGCUGGAUUUCACGAAAGCACGCGUUUUCGAACCUCGUCAGCCGAAAAGAGAUAACUAGGGAGUUGUGGCAAAUCGUUCUGACAACUGCGAUGAUGAUAUCCGAUACUACGCUGACGCCUUUGCGCAUGCAUCGUUAUCGGAGGUAUCAGAACCAUCUACAAAAACUUCCUAAUAAGUACGCGACACUUCUGAGUAGUGGCGAAAAAAAGUGAAAGCCGUUUACAACUCCCUGUAACGUCGAAUCGGAGCGCAGCUC